AUGCAAUCCCGAAUCGCUUAUCGUGAUCCCGUAGGCCCGCCUUUCACAUUUCCGCAAGACUUUGAGACCCCGAUCACUCAGAAUGCACAGCCACCGGAUUCAUUUCUGCGGCAGCGUCAGCACUCAACACAGGGGCCUAAGAAUGUGCAAGGGCGCUACAGUAGCACACGCCAUCACGGCCAGUCUACGUUUGCUUGCGAAAUGGAACUCGAAUUCAACCCACCCCAGCAUCAGCUUCGGCGUAAGACGCCCAGCGGCACGAUAACUGAUGGAUAUGAUGGGUCACUAGCACCAUCGAUUCCUGGGCCACCACCACUGAAGCAGUUAAUAGUGCCGGGGAGUUCCUUUGGCACAUUGGCCAUCCGGGAAUCUGUUUCCACUGCGACAGGUAGCCCAGUGUCAAAGGAGCAUAUGAGGACCGAUCUGGAUCAUGUGCAGUCGCAUAACCUUCGUGACCCUCACGCACGACUUCAUACAAGAUCCUCUCCAAACCAUAAUAAAACCGUGACAACAUUUUCCUCGUCAAUCUAUUCUCUGCCACACACUCCCCAGGCCCCCAUGCUGAUGGGCAUAUCGAAGACCGGACGGACGCGCCCAUCAGAUGCUGGAAUUCCUGGAGGUCCAGCACAUGUUAAUACGUUCCAGUAUUCCAAGGAGAUCCGACGGGGUGGUCUCAGUUACCCUUUACCACACGGUGUCUCUCGGUCACCCAGCUUUUUCUCGUUCGCAGGCCAUAAUGCUCUUUCCAAUUUUCAGGAUGCCCCUCUAUUAUCAACACAUCUAAAACUUGCUACCCUCUCGCUCAGCCCCCGCGGACGUAUUGUAUAUGAACACAUUGGGCCAAAAUCCCGAUCGAUUCCGUCAGAAGAUCUUGACUGA
Molecule: messenger RNA, 879 nt
Organism: Parascedosporium putredinis
Lineage: Eukaryota; Fungi; Ascomycota; Sordariomycetes; Microascales; Microascaceae
Source: the annotation of a GenBank genome assembly